GUCCCGCUGCCCCCUCCCCCUCCGGGAGUCGAAAUUGCCCGGGGAUUAUGUUUCGGAAAGGAAUCCGGCGAGGAAAUACAUGCACUCGCUGAGAAUCGCCGGCGCCAGGACGCAGCGCCACAAGGUGUAGCAAGUGAGUGGGGUGGGGCAAGAGGGGACCCAGGAGUCCCCCAGGCUCCCGGCGCGCCUGCUCCUGCUCUUCAAUCCUGCCCUCGGGGCGGACGGUGUGACCCCCGCCCCGACCAUGGUAGUGUUCAAUGGCCUUCUUAAGAUCAAAAUCUGCGAGGCCGUGAGCUUGAAGCCCACAGCCUGGUCGCUGCGCCAUGCGGUGGGACCCCGGCCACAGACGUUCCUUCUGGACCCCUACAUUGCCCUUAACGUGGACGACUCUCGCAUCGGCCAAACAGCCACCAAGCAGAAGACCAACAGUCCGGCCUGGCACGAUGAGUUCGUCACUGAUGUGUGCAAUGGGCGCAAGAUCGAGCUGGCUGUCUUUCACGAUGCUCCUAUCGGCUACGACGACUUCGUGGCCAACUGCACCAUCCAGUUCGAGGAGCUGCUGCAGAAUGGGAGCCGUCACUUCGAGGACUGGAUUGAUCUGGAGCCAGAAGGAAAAGUGUACGUGGUCAUCGACCUCUCAGGGUCCUCGGGGGAAGCCCCUAAAGACAAUGAAGAACGAGUGUUCAGGGAGCGUAUGCGGCCAAGGAAACGGCAAGGGGCUGUCAGGCGCAGGGUCCACCAGGUCAAUGGCCACAAGUUCAUGGCCACCUACUUGCGGCAACCCACCUACUGCUCCCACUGCAGAGAUUUCAUCUGGGGUGUCAUAGGAAAACAGGGAUAUCAAUGUCAAGUUUGCACUUGCGUCGUCCACAAGCGAUGUCAUGAGCUCAUUAUUACGAAGUGCGCUGGGCUAAAGAAACAGGAAACUCCUGAUGAGGUGGGCUCCCAACGGUUCAGCGUCAACAUGCCCCACAAGUUCGGGAUCCACAACUACAAGGUCCCCACGUUCUGUGACCACUGUGGGUCCCUGCUCUGGGGCCUCUUGCGGCAGGGCUUACAGUGUAAAGUCUGCAAAAUGAAUGUCCAUCGUCGAUGUGAGACCAACGUGGCUCCCAACUGCGGGGUAGACGCCAGAGGAAUUGCCAAAGUGCUGGCUGACCUCGGCGUUACUCCAGACAAAAUCACCAACAGUGGCCAGAGGAGGAAAAAGCUCGUUGCUGGUGCAGAGUCCCCACAGCCGGCUUCUGGAAACUCCCCAUCUGAAGAUGACAGAUCCAAGUCUGCGCCCACCUCCCCUUGUGACCAGGAACUAAAAGAACUUGAAAACAACAUCCGGAAGGCCUUGUCAUUUGACAACCGGGGAGAGGAGCACCGAGCCUCAUCCUCGACUGAUGGCCAGCUGGCAAGCCCUGGCGAGAAUGGUGAAGUCCGGCAAGGCCAGGCCAAGCGCUUGGGCCUGGAUGAGUUCAACUUCAUCAAGGUGUUGGGCAAAGGCAGCUUUGGCAAGGUCAUGCUGGCAGAACUCAAGGGCAAGGAUGAAGUCUAUGCUGUGAAGGUCUUAAAGAAAGACGUCAUCCUGCAGGAUGAUGACGUGGACUGCACAAUGACAGAGAAGAGGAUUUUGGCUCUGGCACGGAAACACCCUUAUCUAACCCAACUCUAUUGCUGCUUCCAGACCAAGGACCGCCUUUUUUUCGUCAUGGAAUAUGUAAAUGGUGGAGACCUCAUGUUCCAGAUUCAGCGGUCCCGAAAGUUCGAUGAGCCUCGUUCUCGAUUCUACGCUGCAGAGGUCACAUCUGCUCUCAUGUUCCUCCACCAACAUGGCGUGAUCUACAGGGAUUUGAAACUGGACAACAUCCUUCUAGAUGCAGAAGGUCACUGCAAGCUGGCUGACUUUGGGAUGUGCAAGGAAGGGAUUCUGAAUGGCGUGACAACUACUACCUUCUGUGGGACUCCUGACUAUAUAGCUCCAGAGAUCCUACAGGAGUUAGAGUACGGCCCCUCAGUGGACUGGUGGGCCCUGGGCGUGCUGAUGUACGAGAUGAUGGCCGGGCAGCCCCCCUUUGAAGCUGACAAUGAGGACGACUUGUUUGAAUCCAUCCUUCAUGAUGAUGUGCUCUACCCUGUCUGGCUCAGCAAGGAGGCCGUCAGCAUCCUGAAAGCUUUCAUGACCAAGAACCCGCACAAGCGCCUGGGCUGUGUGGCGGCGCAGAAUGGGGAAGAUGCCAUCAAGCAGCAUCCCUUCUUCAAGGAGAUUGACUGGGCACUGCUGGAGCAGAAGAAAGUCAAGCCGCCCUUCAAGCCACGAAUUAAAACCAAAAGAGAUGUCAAUAAUUUUGACCAAGACUUUACCCGGGAAGAGCCAGUUCUUACACUUGUGGAUGAAGCGAUCGUGAAACAGAUCAACCAGGAAGAAUUCAAAGGCUUCUCCUAUUUUGGUGAAGACCUGAUGCCCUGAGAAAGCUGCUUCAGGUGGAGUUAGCUCACGCUGCAAGGAGGGUGUUGAGAUAAUCCCAUGUUGCAGAGGCUCAGAAGGUCCUCCUCCCCAGAGCCCCAGUCCCAUGUCCACUCUCUUAUUUAUUGCAUUCCCUCACCCCACGCCAUGUCCUUUCCCACCCUCCCAGUGACCAGAAGGCACUCUUGGGUCUAGACUCACCAAGAUGACAGAUUUGAAUUGUGUCUGCUCUGUGGGUAGCUGUGUACAGUGCUGGGUUUGGAGUAUCCAUCCAUCCGGAACCCGGAAGCAGCUUCAGGUCUUUUAUUACAAAGAAGAAAAAAAAACCACGAAGACUCUGGCUCUGCCACUGGACAUGGAAUCCUGACUCCUCCCUUCUCUCAUUCCUCCUGGUCCCCAGCCUGCCAUCCCU
Messenger RNA from Grammomys surdaster, 2867 nucleotides. It is a transcript of the gene Prkce, whose product is annotated as protein kinase C epsilon. NCBI's taxonomy places the organism in Eukaryota, Metazoa, Chordata, Mammalia, Rodentia, Muridae. The coding region runs from base 245 to 2458 and encodes 737 amino acids. The record is from RefSeq and is a predicted model, not a curated record. Gene Ontology annotation, molecular function: diacylglycerol-dependent, calcium-independent serine/threonine kinase activity; ATP binding. Gene Ontology annotation, biological process: protein phosphorylation. The transcript has 16 exons.